Molecule: messenger RNA, 1329 nt
Organism: Stylonychia lemnae
Lineage: Eukaryota; Ciliophora; Spirotrichea; Sporadotrichida; Oxytrichidae
Source: the annotation of a GenBank genome assembly
AUGAUUCACUUGCUUAUUAACUAUUUGAUUAAUUGCAUUGUGUGUAAUAUCAAAGGAUAUAAAAAGGUACUCCUUGGUAUUGAUCUGCUGCUGAUGAGAGCGGAUUGCUAUGUAGUGACCUGGGCUAUAACUUCGAAAAUUUCAAGCAAAAAAACUAUCAUAGAUUAGAUUAUAAAGAAUGGCGGCUCAAUAAAAGAGUUAAAGUGUAUUUAUUAAGAAUUUAUGGGAAACGUUUUUCUUAAAGAACUGAGAGGUUCAAUGCUUAGCUAAGCAUUAGAUAAUUGUAUAAUUAAAGUCCAAGAUUAAUUUAAUUCAGAAGAUGAACUCUCUGAUUUCAUCAGUAAAAUUGGUUAGCAGCCAUUACCAUUAGAUAGCCUUUAGUUUAGAAUGUAUUUGAUUCAAAACUUCAAGAAUGAAGAUUCAGUGGUAGUAUUCAAGGUUAAUCAUAGUAUGGCAGAUGGUGUCGGAAUACUACUUAUGGCUGCUGCUCUAUAGGAUGACUUCAAUUAAAAUUAGCUUCCAUUUAUGAGAUAUUAAAGUAGAAAAGAGAUUAUACUAAAGCAUUUAUGGUUAGUUUUAAUGCCGAUUUAUGCUAUUAAAGAUGCAGUCACGAGCUUUAUACCAUGGAAUAAUGUAAAUUUGUAAUUCAAUAAUAUUGAUGAAACUCCCUAAGAUAUAUAAAUUGCUAUAUCAGAGGAUAUAUUAGUAAGUGAUUUAAAGUAAGUUUCCAAGAGAUUAGGAUGCACAAUUAAUGAUUUAAUGCUUGGAGUUUAUAGUGUAUCCCUGAAACAAUAUUUAAAUGAAAUGGGGUAAAUGAAUGGAGAUAGAACUGUUGUCAAUAUAGUAGUGAAUUAAAAGUAAAAACCUUUGUCAAAGCAAGAAUUCUUGUAUGGAAAUUAUUUGCAUCAAGAAAAACUUAUAAUGCCUUUAUCCUUAGAUUUUGAUGUUAAUUUGGCAAACAUUAGAAGAUAAAUGGAUAAGUGUAAAAAUUCUUAUUAUCAUCUGGCAGGAUAUUAUUUUGCCAAGGUUUUAAUGCUAUUUUUACCUAAGGAUGGGCUCGAAGUUACUAAAAAAUCUGUGAUUUCAAAGUAGCUGAGACUUAACUUUUCAAAUAUUCCUGGUAGUCAAGUUUCAUUGCAAAUUGGGGAUGGGAAAACUAAAAGUAUGCUCUUUACUUCUUUCAUUAUUAACUCCUCAUCAAUGGUAGUUUCCAUUCUUUCUCAUUGUAAUGUAUUUAAAUUUUCCAUCGCAGUUUCUUAGAUGGAUGUGAUUCCCAAGGAUCUUAUGCAAAUAAUGAUGGAAAAUUUAACAAGCAUGUUAUUAAAAUGA